CGCAGUUUCUUCGCGGUGGGUUUUUAUAUAGUUUUACUAGCUUGGGUACCCGGCGUUGCCCGGGUUAUUUGAAAAAGUAAAUGUUUUAAUUGCAUAAGGUUGUGGGCGAACUACAACUCACAUCAUACCAGGUGAACCCCGAGAAAUUACCUCAGUACUUCAAGUUUAUUAUGUUGGGCAAGUUUGCUCUGGAUGCAUCAUGGGUGGGGUUCAGUGUGCUCUCUGGCAGUAGGGUGAACUACAACUCCUACCAUGGUGAGUCAGCCCCCUCAAACCCCUCCAGUAAGUUGAGCUAGUCAUAAUAAUAAUAAUAAUAAAACUUUAUUUAUACCCCGCCACCAUCAUGAGGGUUCUGUGUGCCAAGAUUGGUCCAGAUCCAUAAUUGUUGUAGGUCCCUGGUUGUGGGUGAACUACAACUCCCAGAAAGGAAGGUCAGUUCCCUCCAAACCCCUCCAGCAAUCAAAUCUCGUCAUAUCAGGUAUGUGUGCCACGUUUGGUCCAGAUCCAUCGGUGUUUGGGUUCACAGUGUUAUCUGGAUGUAGGUGAACCACAACUCCCCCCAAUCAAGGUGAAUUUUCCCCAAAGACUGCCAGUAUUUUUUUCUUGUCAUGGGGGCUCUGUGUGCCAAGUUUGGUCCAAUUUCAUCUUCGGUGGAGUUCAGAGUGCUCAUUGAUUGCAGGUGAACUAUACAUCCCAAUACCUACAACUCCCAAAAUGUCCAGGCCAAUUUCCCUCAAAACCCAUCAGUAUUCAAAUUUGGGCAUAUUUAUUUAUUUAUUUACAGCAUUUAUAAUUCCGCCCUUCUCACCCCAAAGGGGACUCAGGGCGGAUCACAUUACACAUAUAGGCAAACAUUCAAUGCCUUUUAACAUAGAACAAAGACAAACAAACAUAGGCUCCGAGCGGGGCUCGAACUCAUGACCUCCUGGUCAGAGUGAUUCAUUGCAGUUAAUUGCAGCUGGCUUGCUCUCCUGCCUGCGCCACAUGCAUGUCAAGUUUGGUCCAUAUCUAUCAUUGUUUGCAUUCAUAGUGUGCUGUGGAUGUAGGUGAACUACAACUCCUAUACAUCCCUCUAAAGAUCUCCAGUAUUUUUUCUUGGUCAUGGAGGUUCUGUGUGCCAAGUUAGUUCCAGGUCCAUCGUUGGUGGGGUUCAGAGUGCUCUUAGAUUACAGGUGAACUAUACAUCCCAGUACCUACAACUAUAAACCAUGGUGAAUUCUCCCCAAACCUCUCUAGUAUGUUCAUUCGCUGAUCAAUUCCUCUGUUUGCUGUGUGCCAUAGGAAAGAAUAGGAAAGGGUUAUGGGAGAGGCAGUGGGCGGGAUCAUGCAAAUUCCACAGCAAUUGAGAGAGUCAGAAACACUGAGAUGUCUGUGGUAGAGGAAAAACAGAAAAUCUAGGAUGAAAUUGUCCCCAUAUGAAAGCCUUAAAUUGGGUGGUGGGCAUUAUGGUGUUUGUAGAGGAAUUAGCAGGCUCUUGGACAUGUUCAUGGCACUCGCUAUAACCUGCAGUGUCAUUGGAGGGAGGGCCGUUAGUGUCUCCUGAGUAGUAGGAGCUAUGGUUAUUUGUGGAAGUGGGAGCUUGUCUGUGGAAGUGGACACCCCAGCAACACACUCACAUACAUACAUAUUUUCACAUUUAUUAUGUGUAUAGAUAUCCCAUCCUCUUCAACUAAUAAAGGUAACAAUAAUAUAAAUGAAAAUAGUAAUAAAUAAAAAUAGUAAAAUAAUAACAUAAUAAUAAAAUAAUAUUAAAUCAAGGCAGCUCAUGUUAUUUUUGUUAGUAUUGUGAAUUUUAACCUGCAUGUUAUUAGUGUUGUUAUAUGCAUUUUGUUUAUUUUAAUAGUGUUGUGUUUUAUUUCCACGUUGCCUCAAGCCACAAGGAGAGACACUUUACAGAAGAUAUGGCAGCGGUUACCCCAAGAAAACGCAAACGGAGUUCUGAUGGCCUGCAGUUAACACAUGGGAAUCCAGUGAAAAAGCUGAUGAUGGAGUUCACCCAAGGGCUGCCUGCAGUGAAGGUGUUUUGGGAUCAGGAUUGUGCAUCUCCAAUAAAGCAAACAUCUGCUUUCCUAGAUAAUGAUAAAGAAAACCACUUCUCGCCGCAAAGGUCAGCUAUAUUACAGAAACUCGACAUUUCCCCCCUGCAGACUGCCAAUGUGCCACAGAGAAGGCAGACAGUUUUCCCACAGAAAACAUCCCCAGAGUCUGGUACUAAAUGUAGUUCUGUUGUUCCUGCUGGUUCCUUUUACAACAAAGGCAAGCAAUUUCUCAACAUUCUAGAGCGGAAGCUGGCAAAUGAAAGCCAACCCCUUGGUCUAGGAAAUGAUAGUGGGGACCUCCCUGUCACCAGCAAAACAGAGACAGCCCAGGUGAAAAUGCCGACAGCUAGGAUGCCCAGUUCAAAAACAUACAAGCGUCCAGCUGCUUCAAAGCAACCCAAGGCGUUGCCCAAAAACACUAAAAAAGCCAAAUUAGAGAUUUCUCAUCCCAAGCCUUUUGAGGGAAAAGAGAAUGCUAACUGUCCUACAGAAAAGAAAAUUGAGGGCUCUUUCAAGGUCUUAAGCAUGAAAUUCAAGCCUACACUGAAACUCCAAACAGGAGCAGCAUUCUUUACCACUGGAAAGAAAGGGAGCUCUGCUUCUAAAAAAGGGCCCUCGUCCCCAUUAUCCUCCCCAUCUGUCAGCAAGGCGGAAGUCAAAGAGAAGCCGGAGAGUCUCCUGAAACAAAGCAAGCUCACCUUGCCCACUAAAAACAAACCAACUGAAGCUGGCAGAAAAGGAAACUGUGCCACAGAAAUUGAAAAAGAGGAGAAACCUAAUCAUGUGGGGAAGGAUGAGGUGCAGGCCCAAAGUACUAGUCAAGAUUUGGAGAAUGUGUCUGAAUCAAGCCUGCUGGAUACUGAGCCCCAGACUCCUCAGUCUGUUGGCUUGAAGGUGCUGGAUCUAAAGGAAAUCGAGGCUACAAAUCAGGACUUGGAAGAAAUGCCAAAACAAUCACCUAUAGCUGUGAACAAGGAUGAGAAUACCUCUUCCACUAAACCUUCUAUUGAGAGUCGCCAAGUGUCAGCGUUGGCGUACAGUGCUCAUCCUUUGUGUAGCACACCCUUCAGCAACAAAAAAAGGUCACGGACUCAUCCUGAUGAGCAGCCAAUACUGGAUGUUGGUCCAGGAGUACAAAACAUCCCUGCUAUACCAAGAACAAGCAAGAAGUCCAAGGAACUGAGUAAAGGUCUAAAGGAUCAGAUGGUCAUUGAUGCUGGUCAAAAACACUUUGGUGCCACCGUCUGCAAAUCAUGUGGUAUGGUGUACUCCGCUGCCAAUCCGGAGGAUGAAGCCCAUCACAUCCAGUAUCACCAGAGGUUACUUGAAGGAAUAAAAUACGUGAACUGGAAGAAUGAACAUGUUGCUGCUGAAUUCUGGGAUGGGAAAAUAGUUUUGAUCAGGCAGAGUGAUCCAAAAUAUGCCACCAAGAAGGCCGAAGAUGUUCGUCAACUGGUAGAUAGCGAACUUGGAUUUAAACAAGUGGUACUGACAUGUCCAACUCAGAUUCAAACAUACCUAUUUGUAUCUAAUGAAAAGAAGAUAAUUGGCUGCUUAAUCGCUGAGCCUGUCAGACGGGCUUUCCGGGUGCUUUCAGAGCCCACAACAGAGCUGGACUCUCCCAAUAAGAGCGGCCUGGAGCCUCAACGUGUUUGGUGCUGUUCAACGGAGCCGGAGAACGUUUUCUGCGGAAUCAGCCGAAUCUGGGUCUUCAGCCUGAUGAGGAGGAAGCGUGUCGCCAGCCGCAUGGUGGAUGUGCUCAGGCGAACGUUCUGCUUUGGCUCUUACCUAAGCACCGAUGAAAUUGCCUUUUCAGAUCCUACACCAGAUGGCAAGGUAUUUGCCAUCAAGUAUUGCCAGACGCCCAACUUUCUUGUGUAUAAUUUCCUCAGUUAAGGCCUUUUACACACUACAAGAGCUUGACCCUCCUCACAGCGAGGGCUUCUCUACUUUUGAAAAAGAUGCCUGUUGCCAUUUUGCUUGUGCUCUGUUCUGCAUUUUAAUAUCAGAACAUAAAUUGUAAGUGGUACUAAUCCAAGGUUGUGUUCUUUAAUUGUUUUAAUACUGGAAGUUAGAACUUCUGAAGUUUAUCUUAAGGGUUUGAUCAUAUGAAAGGUUCUCUAGCUGCGCCUCAUCUUUGUUUCAGCCAUUCUUAAUAUCUGCUGCCACCAGCAAUCUGCUCUUUUGCAUUCAGAUUGCUUGUUGGAUCUAGGCUUAAGAAAAUAACUCUGUUAUACUGAAAAAACUGCUUUGUGGAAAGACAAGGCAGGAUAUGGAGGGUGUUAAUGCUGCUAUGUACUAGUUAACCUUUAAUUUUUUGCACCUGUUCGCACUGGGGCUGGUUCUGUAGCUCUGACGUGUUGGAUGUAAGAUUGUGUCUGCAAACCAGUGCGAUUUUUGCACUAAAUCUUGUUAGACUAAGUCUGGACAAAUAAAUAUUUGUGUGUUUUA
Molecule: messenger RNA, 4490 nt
Organism: Anolis carolinensis (green anole)
Lineage: Eukaryota; Metazoa; Chordata; Lepidosauria; Squamata; Anolidae
Gene: esco2
Product: establishment of sister chromatid cohesion N-acetyltransferase 2
Exons: 11
Coding region: 1821-3935 (704 amino acids)
Biological process (GO): mitotic sister chromatid cohesion
Cellular component (GO): nucleus; chromatin
Molecular function (GO): protein-lysine-acetyltransferase activity
Source: RefSeq, a predicted model, not a curated record